Molecule: messenger RNA, 3236 nt
Organism: Homo sapiens (human)
Lineage: Eukaryota; Metazoa; Chordata; Mammalia; Primates; Hominidae
Gene: TXNDC11
Product: thioredoxin domain containing 11
Exons: 13
Coding region: 128-3124 (998 amino acids)
Cellular component (GO): endoplasmic reticulum membrane
Source: RefSeq, a predicted model, not a curated record
GCGGCUGACGUGGAGCGUCCGGGUUAGCGGGUGCGGCGAGCUGCGGGAUUGGGGAGCAACGGGCCGGGCCGGGCCUUCGGGCCCGAGGCGGCGGCGGCGGUAUAAAGCCGGCGACUGGGAGCAUGUAAUGUCGGAAUGCGGAGGCCGCGGCGGCGGCAGCAGCAGCAGCGAGGACGCCGAGGACGAGGGAGGGGGCGGCGGCGGCCCCGCGGGCUCAGACUGCCUCAGCUCGAGCCCGACCCUGGCCACAGCGUCCUCGGCGGGCCGGCUCCGUCGCGGGCUGCGUGGCGCCUUCCUCAUGGCGCGCCAGCGGCCGGAGCUGCUCUGCGGGGCCGUGGCGCUCGGCUGCGCGCUGCUCCUCGCCCUCAAGUUCACCUGCAGUCGAGCAAAAGAUGUGAUAAUACCAGCAAAGCCACCUGUCAGCUUUUUCUCCUUGAGGUCUCCAGUCCUUGACCUCUUCCAGGGGCAGCUGGAUUAUGCAGAGUACGUUCGACGGGAUUCAGAGGUGGUACUGCUCUUCUUCUAUGCCCCUUGGUGUGGACAGUCCAUCGCUGCCAGGGCAGAAAUUGAGCAAGCAGCAAGUCGGCUUUCAGAUCAGGUGUUGUUUGUGGCAAUUAACUGUUGGUGGAACCAGGGGAAAUGCAGAAAACAGAAACACUUCUUUUAUUUUCCUGUAAUAUAUCUGUAUCAUCGGAGUUUUGGACCAAUCGAAUACAAAGGCCCCAUGAGUGCUGUUUACAUUGAGAAGUUUGUCCGCCGGGUGAUGAAACCACUUCUCUACAUCCCAUCUCAAUCAGAAUUACUAGAUUUUCUCUCAAACUACGAGCCUGGAGUACUCGGGUACUUUGAGUUCAGUGGCUCACCCCAGCCUCCUGGUUAUUUGACCUUCUUCACCUCAGCAUUACAUUCAUUAAAGAAAGUAGAGACGGGGUUUCACCGUUUUCGCCAGCAUCGUCUUGAUCCCCGACCUCGUGAUCCGCCCACCUCGGCCUCCCAAAGUGCUGGAGUUACAGGCGUGAGCCAACGAGCGCGGCCAGAUGAUUACCUAGGAACAGUACGAUUUGGGGUUAUCACAAAUAAACAUCUUGCGAAACUGGUAUCCUUAGUACACUCUGGAAGUGUGUAUUUACAUAGACAUUUCAACACAUCACUUGUCUUCCCCAGGGAGGUCCUGAACUACACAGCUGAGAACAUCUGUAAGUGGGCCUUAGAAAACCAGGAGACGCUCUUUCGGUGGCUGCGGCCACACGGAGGCAAGAGUCUCCUGCUGAAUAACGAGCUGAAGAAAGGACCAGCGCUGUUUCUGUUCAUACCUUUUAAUCCCCUGGCCGAAAGUCAUCCUUUAAUAGACGAGAUCACCGAAGUGGCCUUGGAGUACAACAACUGUCAUGGGGACCAGGUGGUGGAGCGUCUCCUUCAGCACCUGCGGCGGGUGGAUGCUCCAGUGCUGGAGUCCCUGGCCCUGGAAGUGCCGGCACAGCUGCCAGACCCGCCAACGAUCACAGCGUCCCCCUGCUGCAACACUGUGGUGCUGCCCCAGUGGCACUCCUUCUCCAGGACCCACAACGUCUGUGAACUCUGUGUCAACCAGACCUCCGGGGGCAUGAAGCCGAGCUCGGUCAGCGUGCCACAGUGCAGCUUUUUUGAAAUGGCAGCAGCUCUGGAUUCUUUCUACCUCAAGGAGCAGACCUUUUAUCAUGUGGCAUCAGACAGCAUAGAAUGCAGCAAUUUUUUAACUUCCUAUAGCCCCUUCAGCUACUACACUGCAUGUUGCAGGACCAUAAGCAGGGGUGUGUCAGGCUUCAUCGACUCUGAACAAGGUGUCUUUGAAGCCCCUACUGUUGCAUUUUCUUCCCUUGAGAAGAAAUGUGAGGUUGAUGCCCCAAGCUCCGUUCCUCACAUUGAGGAGAACAGGUAUCUCUUUCCAGAAGUGGACAUGACUAGCACAAACUUCACAGGCCUGAGCUGCAGAACCAACAAGACUCUCAACAUCUACCUUUUGGAUUCAAAUUUGUUUUGGUUAUAUGCAGAGAGACUGGGUGCUCCGAGCUCCACUCAGGUGAAAGAAUUUGCGGCAAUUGUUGACGUGAAAGAAGAAUCUCAUUACAUCUUGGAUCCAAAGCAAGCACUGAUGAAGCUCACCCUAGAGUCUUUUAUUCAAAACUUCAGCGUUCUCUAUAGUCCCUUGAAAAGGCAUCUCAUUGGAAGUGGCUCUGCCCAGUUCCCGUCUCAGCAUUUAAUCACUGAAGUGACAACUGAUACCUUUUGGGAAGUAGUCCUUCAAAAACAGGACGUUCUCCUGCUCUAUUACGCUCCGUGGUGCGGCUUCUGUCCAUCCCUCAAUCACAUCUUCAUCCAGCUAGCUCGGAACCUGCCCAUGGACACAUUCACUGUGGCAAGGAUUGACGUGUCUCAGAAUGACCUUCCUUGGGAAUUUAUGGUCGAUCGUCUUCCUACUGUCUUGUUUUUUCCCUGCAACAGAAAGGACCUAAGUGUGAAAUACCCCGAAGACGUCCCCAUCACCCUUCCAAACCUGUUGAGGUUCAUUUUGCAUCACUCAGACCCUGCUUCCAGCCCCCAGAAUGUGGCUAACUCUCCUACCAAGGAGUGUCUUCAGAGCGAGGCAGUCUUACAGCGGGGGCACAUCUCCCACUUGGAGAGAGAGAUCCAGAAACUGAGAGCAGAAAUAAGCAGCCUCCAGCGAGCACAAGUGCAGGUGGAGUCCCAGCUCUCCAGUGCCCGCAGAGAUGAGCACCGGCUGCGGCAGCAGCAGCGGGCCCUGGAAGAGCAGCACAGCCUGCUCCACGCACACAGUGAGCAGCUGCAGGCCCUCUAUGAGCAGAAGACACGUGAGCUGCAGGAGCUGGCCCGCAAGCUGCAGGAGCUGGCCGAUGCCUCAGAAAACCUCCUUACCGAGAACACGUGGCUCAAGAUCCUGGUGGCGACCAUGGAGAGGAAACUGGAGGGCAGGGAUGGAGCUGAAAGCCUGGCGGCCCAGAGAGAGGUCCACCCCAAGCAGCCUGAGCCCUCAGCCACCCCCCAGCUCCCUGGCAGCUCCCCUCCACCUGCCAAUGUCAGCGCCACACUGGUGUCUGAAAGGAAUAAGGAGAACAGGACAGACUAACUUUUUAAAUGAUAUGAAGAAAUCAGAGGUGAAAAUUGUACAUUGGGAAUAUAUUUAUGCAAAUUUUAUUGAAAUUUAUUGUAAAUAAAGAUUUUCUCAGUGGUCUAGAAAA